CGUGUGGGAGCGGAUGAUGGGCGGCUUCAAACACAAGAACAACAGGACCAGAGAGGGACUCUGUCUGUGUCUCAUCUCAACUUUAAACGUGUUUGGAUCUCAGAGUCUGACGCUGAGUAAAAUAGUUCCUCACAUCUGUAACCUCCUCGGAGAUCCGACGAGUCAGGUGCGUGACGGCGCCAUGAGCUGCCUCGUGGAGAUCUACCGCCACGUUGGAGAGCGAGUGCGAAUGGACCUGGGAAAGAAAGGCCUGCCUCAGUCAAGGCUCAACGUCAUCUUCAGUAAGUUUGACGAAGUUCAGAGGUCGGGGAACAUGGUCCUGUCGCCUGUGUCAG
This is a messenger RNA of Paralichthys olivaceus (Japanese flounder), 335 nucleotides long. Lineage: Eukaryota; Metazoa; Chordata; Actinopteri; Pleuronectiformes; Paralichthyidae. The record is from RefSeq and is a predicted model, not a curated record.